UAUCAGAUGGAACGGAAUUCGAGUUAAAUCUCGAUAAAAUAAAUUCUAGGAUGUACCGCUAAUUACAAAUGUAGCGAUGAAAAAAACCCGUGGAAUCAAGCUCGCAAGUUAAACGUAGCCUUGUUCCUCGGUUGAUGACGUUCACUGUACAGUCCUCGUGUACUCGUGCCGGUAUCGUGUGUGCCUCGUAUACGGAUUCACGGGCCGGUGAAUGCAGAAACCGUGUGUUUCUGAAGAAUAGUAAUCGUUGUUGCGGAGUGUCAGUCCUCACCGCUCGCGUGGUGAAGGUGUAUAUGAGAACGGCACGCGUGUAUAUCUAUCGGCUCGCGUAUAGUUGUGUAUCGGUGUGUGCGGAUGCUCGCGGUGGUGGCAUAGGUAGUACCAGGGGAUCACCGAGCGAAUCCGGAACGUUUCAUUGUCGUACACGCGGCGGCCGCAUCGCGAUCGUGCUGUCGCUAUCGAUCCAGUUACCUCUCAUUCGCCGUUGGAAAACUUUUUCUUCGUUUCCCGGACGAGGGAAAUUUCGUUGUUGUUCGGGGCUCAUCGGUUCAUCGCGCGCUGAAACCUCGUUCGUUGUCCCGGGAUGAUGCGCUAAUUCGUUCCUCAAAUGCGUCGUAUUCGCGAAUUACUGGAAACGGGGUGAAUCCUCCUCGUCCCAUGACUCAGUUCACGGAAAGUCGGCUUUAUUAAUAGUCCUUUAGCGCGGACUAUUCGGCCAAGUGUUUUUGUGCGUACCAGAGAAAGUGGCGUUGAAUCGAAUUAUGAGGCGGCCAAAUAACCGUGAAGAGGAACGCUGAGCCGAUCAACGUGGGGGAGAGUCGGAUACCAGUCCCACGCGCGGCGCGGCCGUCCUUUUUCCCGAAAUCGAGAGUGCUUGGUACACCGUCCCUUAUACCUGGCCAUCGGCGUUCAUUGAUACUCUCGGGAUGUUUACAAUUCGUCGAUGCCGAGGACGAGACCGGUGCUCAUAAAAAGUGUGGGCCGCAAGCUGUGUCUACACCGUCGAUCGAAGAUUCGGGACCUAAGACAUUCACGAUAUCACCUGUCUGGGAUAUUAAUAAAGAUGACGUGCAACAACUGGCUAAUUUUUCCGAAGAAAAGAGCAACUUUUUCAGUUUGCUCGAGAAUUCUCAAUUGAAUAUGAUUGAGGACGCCGGCGAUAGCUGCCUCUUGGAUACGUCUCUUGGUUACAAUGAUACUGCAAUAAACGCAACACCGCACUAUUUAAUGCUCAACAAACAGAACUCCUUUGAACAUGACGAGAGCCUGGGUAUAUUGACACCCGACCAGAUGACCGACUUCACAGUUGCGCUAGAGUGCUCUAGGACACCAUCCUGCGAAAAUCUUACAGGAUCAGCGGGUUCUAGAUUAGCAUUAACGAGAGCGUCUGCGUCACGACCGUCCGCCGAUGUUGAACCGACCGAAGAGGCUUCUAGCGAGAGGACACCGUCCCCGGAGGAACUUCCACUGGAUCCUAAACCCACGGAACCUGUUAGAGGCACUGUUCCGAUCAGUUUUGUAACAUCGGUGACGAGUAUCACCAGUCUUGAGGCUGGAUAUCAAGGUGACGGUGAAAACUCAAGGCCGGCGAGUCGUGGGGCUGAUCCACCGUCCGUCGCACCACCGCCAAAUCUUCCCGUUCCUUGCAGGCAAGAUCCGAUGACGGAUUCGGAUUUCUUUACGGAAAGCGAUGCUGACGCGUAUGAAGAAAUCGUGCGCGGCGAUAGGAAAGCUCAGGUGAUCGACGGUACCCUUUUCUGCGCGCCCGGUGGCCGAAGAUGCCCCAGCUUUACGGGAGAGGAAAUGGAUUCGAGCGGAAUUUACUCAGAUCUUGACAAAAGGCAGGACGAACUUCAGGCGCCCGAGGAGGCGAUCGAGGAACACGGGGAUCGCACGCCGGAUACUAUCGAUACCGAAGUCUCCCAGAGAAGUCAGCCGACACCGAUCAAAGCGGACGUUAUCAUGGAUUAUUUGCAGGCUCCUGUAAAUUCUCUGGACGGAUUGACCGAUUCGAACGGUUCGAUAAAUCCCGUGGAGGUGACGGUAAUCGAGGUGGAAAGGACGAACGACGGCAUAAGAUCGAAAACGCAGAGCAAAGCUGAUUUAAUUCCGUUGAAAAAAUAUAAAAUGCCUAAGAGGAACGUUGUCUCGAAAAUCAAGGCGAUGAUUGAAUCCGGUCCAAAGGACGAGGCGGAAAAGGAAGCUCGGCGUUUGCAGAGAUCUAGAAAUGGGCGUUGGGAUGCUGUUAUGAGUAAAAUUGAAGCUGGAAAAAACGAGCAAAGGACUAGGACAGUUAGGAAAGAUGUGAAAUCGAGAGUACUCCAGAGUAUUGGUCAAUCAUCUUCUACAGGAUCAAUUCAAAAAAAAGCCGGUGACGCAAACAAUAAUAGUAAUAAGGAUAAAAGGAGAAUACGUGGCCGGCAAGAAACAAAGUCACCAAUUGAAGAAACUGCCAGAAGCUCCGUUCGUAGCUCUUUGAGUGAUCUCAGCACUGGACGCAGCAAAGACGCACCAAAGAGAUCACCAACAUCGAUAAAUCCGCCAAGAAGACUGGUAGCAAACGGUCGUGGUAGUCAACAGAAUCGUGUCAAUAGUUUCGACACCAAGAAGAACUGCGUAGAAAUUUCGCCCAUCAAUCUCGAGAAGAGCCCGUCAGCGACGCGAAAAACGACAAUAACGAGAAGAUUACCAACUACUGUCCCAGGGAAACAGCAUAGUUUAACAUCGAUAAAAGAUCGCGAAACUAAGGAGCACAGUAAUAGCUAUGUGGUGACAAGAGCGUCUUUAGAGACGCGAGAUCAGGCCGCACAAACCGACAUACCUUAUGAUGCACUUCGCGUAAAACGAGCGGAACAAGUUAUACAAGCUCUUUCUAUAACCGUACAAUAUCUGGCCUACGAGUUGGACGCAUUUUCUACACCAAAACUUAAGAAAGAUUGCGAGAAUAUGAAAAAGGAAUGGAUGUCUUCGUGCGCGGAGAUUGAAAAAUUGAGGGCUAGAAACCUCGGCAUUGAAGAUAGACUAGAAUCGGAGAGAGAGAGUCAUCGGAGAGCCUUGGACCAGCUUCGUGAAGAUCUGGAAGCUCGACACGCGGAACAAAUCGCCAUCUUGGAAGCGACUCUGCAGGAAGAGAGGCGCAAAUGCGAAGUCAGAUUACGAGAUUCGCUAAACGAGACUGCGAAAGAGCAUCGAGCGGCGAUCGUGAAAUUACGAUCGGAACAAGAGGCUGAACUGAUACGAAAGGAGGCGGAAUUUAAGAGAAGAUCUGUCGUUCACGAUCAGGGGGCUGCGCUCACAGCCGAAGUUGAAUCUUUAAGAUCGGUGCUAGAGAUUAAAAGUCAAGAAAACGCUACAUUGAGAUCCGAUCUCGAUAAUAUUAAGCGAGAAAUCGAGGACAAAGAAGCUUUGCAGCAACGCUUGGACACACUUGAGGCCAGAUGCGAGGAUUUGAAAGCGCAGAUUCAAUGCAAAGAAGCUCUCGAGAGGCAAAUAUCUCAUGAUAAUGAGGUACUUCACGAAUCGAUUCAUCAGAUUUCCAAGCAGAAUAAACGUUUGGCACAACGUAAUGAAGAACUGCAAUGGAGGUUGCGUCAAAAAAACGAAGUAGUGACCGUUCUUGCGAACUUGACGCCUAGGCUUUCACGUUCUUUAGGCCCGGAACACGUCGAACAGAGUCUUUCACCCGACAAGAACGGUCCGCAAUCUUCAUCCAUGGUUAAAUUUAUGGUGCAGAAAGGUGAUUCGGUUUCAUGGACAUUGGAAAUCGAUGAUGAAUUUUCAAAGGGAGGAUCCGACACAUCGUCAUUGGCAACACCACCAAAAAUGGGUAGAUCGGAAACAAGUACGUCGGUAUCGAGACAAGGAUCGCUCAGAUUAACGCCUAGAAGGCCCUCCGUAGAUAUGAGAGCAAGAUCCAAAAGUAUUUCUGUUACGGAUUCCACACGCGUAGAGGAAUCCACUUGGUCGCCUACAUUUAACUCUACACCGAUUACUCGACGAAGACCUAGAAGUGAUCCAUCUUCUUCCGCUUCGUCCACUUCCUCGUCAUCCUCUUCUUCUGCAACAGCAGUAACUACAAAUUCUGCGGUGGCUGUUGCUGUUGCUGCAGCGGCGGCUGUCGCGGCAGCCGCUGAAGAUUGUGGCGCGGGUCAAAGGCCUCAAGAAGCAGGUGGUGAAGCAAUGAUUUCAGAAGAAACAUCUGCCACGAGUAGCGAGGAUGAGUCGUCCACGAGUAGCGAUAUUCCUCCAUUGCCAAUACAAUUUUCUUGGGGUAAACCAAUUAAGUAACGUUCUCAUAGUCCUCUCGCUUAAUACUUAAUAUUUCGAUUGCGAAGAGCUAAUAUAAUUCAAUUGGAACAAGUUUAUUUGGUAAUUCCAAUAUAUAAUAUUUUGUGACAGUUACUCCAAGUAUUUUCAAGAUAAUAUGAUAUGUUGAUAAUUAUUUAGAAUAGAGAUCGAUUGUUGAAAUAUUAACGUUCUCAUUCUGAAUAACUUUUUCUUAUAUGUAUUAUAAUCACUGUUAGAUUAGUUUCCAAGUUUUACAUAAAAAAAAUAUUUAUAAUAUUAUACAUUUGGUUUGUGAUAAUUUAAAUUAGAUUUUGGUUACAUUUAGAUUUGAUUAAUAAAUAAAUAAAUAGUUUCAAUGCAUAUUUAACUUACACAAUAUUACACAAAUUAAUUUUUUGUAAAAUAUACAAAAAACAUUUAAUAAUAUUUUACAUAUAAUUAAAUAUUAUUGAAUUUGCAUUAUGUCAACAGUUAGAUGUAUUUUUACUAUUAUAAUAUCACACCCAAGAAGUAAGCUUAAAUCGAUCAAAUUAUGUCUUAUUUAUUUUAAAUUGUACAGGAAUCUAAUGAUUUAAAAAAAUAAAAUGAUGCUAAUAUUAAGCUAAAGCUAAUAUAGACCUUUAGUAGAUUAUUCACACUCAGGAUAGAAUGAAUAAAAUUAAAAUAUUCUUCAGGCAUUAUAAAUUCAAUUUAAGUCAAAUCUAAAUUAAGCUUUUGUAAAAUAUAUAGUGUUGAAUAUAUAUUUAGUAUUAAAAAUAUUUUGUAUAAUUCGAAAAUUAAUACGAAAUAACAAUUAUAAAAAAAAAGGAAAAAGUCCAUAUAUAAAGGAAAAAGUUGUUCAAAAUGGUGACUUUGGAAAAAUAUUUCAAAAUCAUCAAAAUUGAUGAAGUAUCCUUUAUUCUAAAUAAUUAUUAAUAUGCUUUUAUAAAAAUGAACGUAUAAUUAUUUGAAAUAUUGUACGCGCACUUUUUCUACUACUUCUGUACCUGUAACUUAUAUGUCAAUCGCGAACAGAUGAAAAGCGUAUCUUUUACCAAAACUGAGAUAGUUUCGAUGAUGUUUUGUUAUCAUUUUGUAUAUUUGUGAAUUAUUCAAAGAUAAAGGAGUUGGUCUUUACUUUAAUAUUUGAAUUAGAAAUAAUAUUUUUUAUGGUGUUGCGAUAUCUUUUCAAAUUAUGACUUUUUGCGAUACUACUGCGAAUAUUAUAUAUGCCAACUUUAGUAUCUUUGCAUCGACUCUAUCUUUUCCUUGUUUCAAAGACUUCAAUACAUGAAAAAUCGCACAAUGAGAAGUCACUUGCGAUAUAUAUACAUACAUACAUUGUACCAAUUUUAUUUUAAAUAUAAACAUAUAUAUGUAUAAUAUACAUACAUAUACGUAUGCAUUGUAAUUACAAAAUAUUUUUUUUGCAGUCUUAGGUAUUAAGAAUUUUUUUAUCUUCUUCUUGUGUUUGUUUUAUAUAGAAAGUGAAUAGAGCGAAAUCAAAGCAUGUUUUGUUCUUUUGUAUUGUAUUCGUUGUUUUUCCUUAGAUAGAAAAAAUGCGCGUAAAAAUUCAAUUAAUUUAGUUUGAAAAUUGUUUGCCGGUUUCAAUCUAUAUUGUAGAUGUUACAAUAUAUUGGCAAUUAUAAGCCACGUAUUUUUCAAAACCGAAUCGAACCGAUUCACUGUUUGUUUGAUUCGCAACAUUUUACACAUGUCCAUUUUAUAAGGUAUGAUGCGUUUAUAUUACGUCUGUACAUAAAUAACAACGAUGUUUAUAAAUUAAUUAGUCUUUAUCGCAAAAUAUUGUAAAUAGACAACGAUUGUCAAAUUGAUCCUACCCUCAAAAAAGAAAAAUGUUGAUGAGCCAUUCACUGUGCUUACUGAAGAAAGCUAUUUGUCAAUGAUAUGCAGCUUACCGAACAGUACGAUUAUUGUGGUUCAUUGCAUUAAAUCGAUUACUUGCCAGUUUUUAAAAUAUAAUAUUAAUUAAUGUUAAAAUUAUGAUUUUUGUAACGUUAAAAUUUCAUUUGGCGAUAACACAUUUAUGCAAGAAUGUAUUACAUUCAUAAUAUAUCUUUCAUAUAAAAAAAAAAUUCAAUAAUAUUCUUAACGUUACAUGUUUUAAUUGCCAAAUAUUGAUAAAUUGAUAUAUUUAUCUAUAGACUCCUUUUUAUGUACAACACCAAAUCUACAGAAACUAUAUUAUUCCAGGUAUGACUCACUAAUCAACUACUAUAUAAAGAUAUAGUCAGUUGUAUAAAGAAUUGAUACCAAAAAAAAAAAAAAAAAAAAAAAGAAAAAAAAAAGAAAAGAAAAGAAAAGUAAAAAGAAAAAUGAAACUCCGUUCCAUGGACAAGAAGAAAAGUAUGUUCGGUAGCAAUAGUGUAGGAAUAAUUGGAAAAUGUCGAAUAUAACAACAAACAAGUAUUAUUCGCCAAGAAGUGUGUUUUCUCUCACUUGUGCUGGCAAAUUUAAUGUAUUAUAUACCUAUCAAAUAAAUAUUAUAUGAAUUAAAGAAA
Molecule: messenger RNA, 6788 nt
Organism: Apis mellifera (honey bee)
Lineage: Eukaryota; Metazoa; Arthropoda; Insecta; Hymenoptera; Apidae
Gene: toc
Product: serine-rich adhesin for platelets
Exons: 11
Coding region: 1141-4287 (1048 amino acids)
Cellular component (GO): cytoplasm; nucleus
Molecular function (GO): microtubule binding
Source: RefSeq, a predicted model, not a curated record